Spodoptera frugiperda (fall armyworm) is the source of this 4947-nucleotide messenger RNA. RefSeq lists its product as uncharacterized. The transcript is spliced from 12 exons. Lineage: Eukaryota; Metazoa; Arthropoda; Insecta; Lepidoptera; Noctuidae. Bases 68 to 4945 code for a protein of 1625 amino acids. The record is from RefSeq and is a predicted model, not a curated record.
UGAAGCAACUACCAUCGUCAAUGUUGCUAUCACUCGGUACAAACGAAGUUAUGGUUUGAAUAAUGAAAUGGAUUCUGCUAGGGUCAUUUUUAUGAUAAUAAUAUUACAGAAUGUUCUAGAUUGCCAAGGAAUCAGCAUUAAAGACCAAAUACUACAGCUUUUGCUGCAGCGCAGUAGAAGAGAACAAGAAUCUCCAGAAGAUUUACAAAUCUAUGUAAGAGGUCAAGCUAGUUCAGAAGAAUUUCAGGAACCUUUUCUGAAUAAGGCUACUAGUCAACCAACUUCACAAGAAGGAGAUGAAGAUUUUUCUCGUCCUGUUGAAGAUAUAAUGGAUGACCCGCCUGAUUAUGUUGCAUAUGAUAAACCCGUAGCACGGGUGAUAAAAGACUACUACAAAAUAGAACAAGCUAAUAAAAAUAAAAAAGCCAUUAUCGAAGCUAAACUUGCCAAAGAACGGGAGUUGCCUGAUUUCCCUGAUCCAAACUACCCCCAGGAAGAUGGAGGUGGACCAGUUGAGGACCCCAGCAUGAUUAACAUGUUGGAUCACGCAAAGCCAAAAAGAACACACAUGGAGGCUGACUGUCUAUUUGGACGAAGGGGUUGCUUAAAACGAAAUCGUAGAUAUUCUAGAAAGAGAAACUUCGAAGUUGAAUCUGACGUCGAACUAGUACCCAAAGCCUCGCCACUUACUUUUGGUCACAAAAUCAAAGUACAGCCUGUUGAUAUUUUUGACCAGCCUUCAAAGCUCGGAGAUAAAGUACAUUUAAUAGAAGUAGGACAUGACUAUAAAAUUACUUCCAAAUCUGUAACACCCUUUAAAUUAAUCGAAUUGAAUGAAAACCUAGAGCCAAACGUCGAAGGCCAAUUAGUUGAUAUUACAAAUAAUCAGAGUGCACACGAUUUAAAAAGAAUCGAGAAUGAACUAUUCGGAGAAGAAUUUCAACUGAAACCAAUAAUUUCAAAGAAAGAUAAUGUUACAUUAAAUUUUUUGGAAGAAAUUUUCAGAAACAAUCACUUAUCCAAAACAAAUCAAAAGUUACAAAUGCCAGUAAAAGUUGUUGAAUCUUAUGAAGAAACUACUGUUAAGGAAGACAUUAUAUUGAAUAAAAUGCAGUACUUAAACAAACAACUAUUUGAAACGAAUAGGCCAAAAGCAUUACAGCACAAAAAGGAAAAUUAUGAAUUAAAAAGAAAACCACAACCCUUAAUUCAAAUACAAAAUGCAUUAUACCCUAACUGGAGCCGAAACACAAGCAAUGAACCAACAGCAGCUGUUACACAACAAACAUUAAAAUAUGUAACAGAAGGAAUAUUACCAAUAGAAUUCUCACAGCAAACCGAAGUACCAUUUACUGCUUCCCAGUUCUUCGAUAAAGAACCUCAGCCAGUUCCUGGUCACUUUCAAAAAGACGUCGAACCACUUUCGAGUUUAUUAAAACCAUUAGUUCCAGAAGGAACAAAAAUCAAUAAAGCAGAGCAAAUAAAUCAUCAACUAGCGCUUCUUUCGCCACAAACAUUACAAAAUUCCCAAGGAACUGAGUUUACUGCACCACCUCAAACUCAACUGAAUUAUCAAUUUCAAUCUAUCGAAAAAGGGAGCCCAAUUAUUUCUAAUCUUCCUCAGAACAAUAUCGAACCUAUUUCAAGUUUAAUUGAAGAGACUACUGUUAAUGAAUCCGAUCAAUUAAUGGCUAUUACUGAAGCAAAUAUAAUUCAAUCGUUCGAUAAAGAGAACCAACCUAACCCUGGAUUUAUUCCAAAAGACACAGAACCUAUUUCAAGCUUAUCCCAACCAUUGAAUGCUGGAGAUACUUCAAUUUAUGAACCACAGCAAACAUUACAAAAUUCAGUUGUUACUGAAGCAAAUUUUCCAAUUGAAUCGUUCCAAAAAGAUAACCAACGUAUUCCUGGGAUGCCACAGAAAGACACCGAACCUCUUUCAAGUUUAUUACAACCAAUAGCGACAGACGAAACUUCAAUGCAACAAUCACAGCAACCAAUACAAAAUUCAGAAAGUGUUGUUGACCCUAUGACAAAUUCUCAAUCUGAAUCACAGUUUCAGAAUGUUGUUACUGUAGCAAAUUUUCCAAAUCAAUCGUUCGGAAAAAAUGAGCAAAAUAUUGCUGGAUUUGCAAACAUAUCAAAUCCAUUUCUUACAGGAGAUACUUUAGUUUAUAAAUCACAGCAUACAAAAGACCAACCACAACAAACAGAUCUCAUGAAUAGUAAUGUGGAUGUAACAACUGUUCUUUAUGAAACAUAUUAUUACGAUGAACAUGUUGAAGCUAUAACCAAGAAAUCAAGUGACAAAAUUGACAUAAUGACGCUUUCUUCACAACAGCCAUAUAUUGAACAAAACACUGUAUUGACUUAUUUAUACCAGCCAACUCAAAAUAAAUUAUCACAAGAAAACUUGCCAGAGAGUAAAACUUUUACAAACGAUGCCCAAGGAUCAUCAACGAAUGUCAGCUACAUGCCUCAAACAUUAGAAAACGCAAAAGAUAUUGAAUCCACAACAAUUCUGCCUGAAGUUUUUAUUGACCAAAAAGUAGUUCAUUUACCAAAAUUCCCAUAUGAUCCAUCGAGCAAUUACGAAACAUCUGUAAUUGAAGAUAACCGACCUAAUGAAUCUGUGCCAGUAGCAGAAACUGAAAAUCAACUAGAAUAUACAACGUUUUUUCCAAAAGCAAUGUUAGACAACGAAGAUAGUUUUACUCGUGAAGCAUUUGAUAGAGAAAACCAAGUAAAGCUUGUUAGCCGUCAAGCACAAAACCAAAUUGUAAAUGAAGCACCAUCGCCAGAAAGAGAAAAUAUCUUAAUGGAUGAUCUAAACAAAAACAAGAUGGAAAUGGUACAAAAUCCACUGCAAAACGAGCAAGUAGAGGAAACAUAUCAACAACAAAAUUUUGAAGAAAAGAAAGACGUUGUAGCUUUUGAAAAGAAUAUUGACUAUACGGAUCAAACUUUUAUGUCAAAAGUUUGGCCAGAACCUCAUUUUCAGCAACAGCAAAGCGCCAUCAACGAAGUUCAGCGUCAGGCUAAUUUAACUGCAUUACAAGGUUUUCCUGAGGAUAUAGCAAACAUCCCUCAGAAAACGUCUGAAACGAAUGAUAAUUCUGAAUAUAUGUCAAAAAGGCAAUUUCAUAACGAUAAUGAGGUUGCAGUGCCACAGGCAGCUGAUGGACAAUUUGUACCACCAACCAGCUAUCAACCGUCGUUAAACGAAAAUUCUAUGACCGCUUAUUCUGAUUAUAAUAAACCACAACAACAAUUCCAUAACGAUAAUGAAAUGAUAGCGCCAGAGACAGUUAUUUCGGAAGCUACACCAUCAAUCAGUAAUCAACCAAUGAUUGAUGGAUAUUCUAAGAUCGCUUAUUCUGAAUAUGAGAAGCCACAAAAACAAUUGUAUAACGAUGACAAGAUGAUAGCACCUCAAAGCAUGGUCUCACAAUUUUUACCAUCUACUAGUAAUCAACUAAUCCCUAACGGAAAUUCUAUGACCGUUUAUUCUGAAUAUAAUAAGCCACAACAACUUCGUAACGACAAUCAGAUGAUAGUGCCAGAGACAGUUGUUUCAGAAGUUCCACCAUCAACUAAUAACCAACCAAAUCUCAACGGAAAUUCUAUGACCGCUUAUUCCGAAUAUAAUAAGCCCGAACAACUUCGUAACGAUAAUGAGAUGAUAGCGCCAGAGACCGCUGUUUCAGAAAUUCAACCAUCAACCAAUAAUCAACCAAUCCCCAAUGGAAAUUCUAUGACCACUUAUUCUGAAUAUCUUAAGCCACAACAACAAUUCUAUAACAAGAAUACGAUGAUAGCGCCAGAGACAGUUGUUUCAGAAGUUCCACCAUCAACCAAUAAUCAACCAAUCCCCAACGGAAAUUCUAAGACCGCUUAUUCCGAAUAUAAUAAGCCACAACAACUUCGUAACGAUAAUGAGAUGGUAGCGCCAGAGACAGCUGUUUCAGAAAUUCAACCAUCAACCAGUAAUCAACCAAUCCCCAACGGAAAUUCUAUGACCGCUUAUUCUGAUUAUAAUAAACCACAACAAAUCCAUAAUGAGAUGAUAGCGCAAGAGACAGUUAUUUCAGAAGUUCCACCAUCAAUCAGUAAUCAACCAAUCCCCAACGGAAAUUCUAUGACCACUUAUUCUGAAUAUAAUAAGCCACAACAACUUCGUAACGAUAAUGAGAUGGUAGCGCAUAAUGAGAUGGUAGCGCCAGAAACAGUUGUUUCAGAAGUUCCACCAUCAAUUAGUAAUGAACCAAUCCCCAACGGAAAUUCUAUGACCGCUUAUUCUGAAUAUAAUAAGCCACAACAACUUCAUAACGAUAAUGAGAUGGUAGCGCAUAAUGAGAUGGUAGCGCCAGAGACAGCUGUUUCAGAAAUUCAACCAUCAACCAAUAACCAACCAAUCCCCAACGGAAAUUCUAUGACCGCUUAUUCUGAUAAUAAUAAGCCACAACAACAACUGCAUAACGACAAUGAUGUGAUACCGCCAGAGACAGUGGUUUCAGAAAUUCCACCAUCAAUCAGUAACCAACCAAUAUCUAACGAGCCACAAGAAAAUUUGUAUAACAAUAAUGAAGCAAUAGCGCCGCAGGCAGUCGUGUCACAAUUUGCACCAUUGCCCAAUCGUCAACCAUCGUUUAACGAAAAUUCCAACACCGCUUACUCUGUACAUAAUAAUUCUAAUUCAAAGCAGCAAUUUUUCAACGACAAUAAGAUGAUAGCGCAACAGACGGUUGUUUCACCAUUUGCAUCACCACCCAGUCGUCAACAAUCGUUUAACGGAAAUUCUAACAUCGUUUACUCUGGAUAUAAUAAGCCACAACAGCAAUUCCGUAACGAUAUUGAUGUGCCAGCGCCACAGACAGUUGUUUCACAAUAUGCUCCACCGCCUAGUGAUCAACCAUCAUUUAACGGAAAUUCCAACAUCGAUUAACU